AUGUUUACAUCAUUGUCAGGCUUUGACUUUUGGCAGCCGAACAUAGCCCUACCGUACGUGGCUUUGGAAGACAAUAUCGGUGUUGGUGAAUGCUGGGAAUUCACUGGUGCCCAUGGCUAUCUCGCCGUACAUUUGCCAGAGCCAAUUGUGAUUUCCCAGUUUAGUCUGGACCAUGUGGCACCAGACAUCAUUUCCGAAAUGUCAGCACAACGAGCACCAAGAGACGUCAUCCUCUGGGGCCUUCUUGACGAGGCUCACACAUUAGCGCUUCAUAAUGUCACUGGCUUCAGGUCGCCAUUCUAUUUCAGCAAUACGGGUCUUCUACCUACGGCAUUCAACCCUACGGACAAAUUUGUGGAGAUUUCUUCCAUGAAAUACAACCUGGGUGCCUUGGACUUCCGCCAAUACGAGACUACUUUCUUGAAUGUCUCUGUACAAACAAUUGUCUUGGAAAUUCUUUCGAACUUUGGUGCCCCUACUACAUGUUUAUACUUUCUAGGCAUUUACAGUUGA
Pleurotus ostreatus (oyster mushroom) is the source of this 513-nucleotide messenger RNA. RefSeq lists its product as uncharacterized. Gene Ontology annotation, biological process: nuclear envelope organization. Gene Ontology annotation, cellular component: nuclear envelope. The transcript has a single exon. Gene Ontology annotation, molecular function: protein-membrane adaptor activity. The coding region runs from base 1 to 513 and encodes 170 amino acids. Lineage: Eukaryota; Fungi; Basidiomycota; Agaricomycetes; Agaricales; Pleurotaceae. The record is from RefSeq and is a predicted model, not a curated record.